UUUACUGUCAUACCGACCAGAAAAUUGCUACGAAAAGAUUGACUUUCCGAAAAAUCAGUUCUGAAUUGAAAUAAUAAAUUUAGUUGUCAUUAGUCAUCAGCAAAGUCGUAGCAAAAAAAAAUUUAAUGAUAAACGGAAAGGGAAAUGAGAUAAUAGUAUUUUGACGCUUAUCUUCUUGGGUAUUCUUAUUCAAGAAACUUUUAUAAAGGCUGUAGUGAUCGAGUGAACGUUGCUAAGUCUGAACCUGUGGUCGCUGUAAUUUUUAAUAAAUGGCGAUAUUCGAUUUUGGUAGAAUCGAAGGUUUUCCAUCGCGAUAUACACCGAACGAAUUGCCAGUAUUAUUUGACGUGACGGAAAUAAUCGUCAUAGUAUUUUUUACUAUUAUAGGAAUCGCUUAUUUCAGUGUCAUAUCGGGUAACAGUAAAAAACAGUGUAUUUACACGUGCGUGAAAGUGAUGUCCAGCGUUACAAUAGGAUGUUUGUUAGUUGUGGAAAAUUUUGGGCAAGAAUGGGAGGUGGGUUUCGCGAAAACUAGAGCUCCUUAUCGAGCUGGUGAAGAGUACGAAAUCGAGGCUCUCAUAGGCAUGAAAAUAGGCUUACGAUCAGUGAACGUCACUUUACAAGGUAAAGGAGAAGAUGGAACACCUCUCGCGAAAGAAACUAUUAACUAUAACGAAAGAUUUUGGUGGACCUGGGAUCAAGGAAAAUUUGGAUUUGGCCCAUACGCUGGGCUUUUGCAACGAAACUAUCGAGAUGCACAAAAGAGAGGCUUACCCAUACCGAUUCUUUGGACCGUCGAAUAUUUGACGAUCGAUGGCGAAGGUAUACGUUUUGGUAGAUUCUAUCGUACUGCUGGCUGGUAUUGUCACAUCUUGUUAUGGGCAGCGUUUGCUGGAUGGAUAUUGGCCAACAUAUUUUUACAGACCGUGGGUCGAUACGCGGCAUAUUUUACCGCGACAACUGGUAUCUUACAGAUAUUAGCCUGCAUUGUAUGGAUUGCCGUGCAUAAUCCAACUCCCCUUGUAAUACCUUUUGAAGAUGAUACCAUACGCAUACGUCUUGGCCAACACUUUUGGAUGACGCUUUGUUGCGGUAUAGCGUGUAUACUGAUUGCUGCGUUAUUAAUAUUUAUGGAUCUUCGAUACCCGAACACAUUGUCGACAUUUUUGGGUAUCAAUCCACUUACUCAAUACGAUGAAUACGUUGUACAAUUCAGCGAAUUAGAAAACAUAAUGAAAACUGAAGGCGAAGACGAUAACGACAUUAAAAUGACUACAAUUUCCGAUGAUCCAAGGUUACGUUCGAACAGCGUAACGGUAUUAAAGAGAAGGUCGACCAUAAAGAACGCGCAGAAAAUGCUCUUUCGCUAUCCCGUGACCGCGAAUAUUAACAGCGACAAAGAAAACGAAGAGAUGUACAUAAACGAUUUAAUACGGCCAUCGUGUUCGUAUUCAAAGGAAAGUAGUAAAGGAAACGAGGAUCCUCGGCCACCGAUAUUACCAAAAAGGGUCAAACGUACGAAAGUGUUCGUAUAAAUAAAAUUUGUACCC
Molecule: messenger RNA, 1550 nt
Organism: Colletes gigas
Lineage: Eukaryota; Metazoa; Arthropoda; Insecta; Hymenoptera; Colletidae
Product: dual oxidase maturation factor 1-like
Exons: 10
Coding region: 270-1535 (421 amino acids)
Biological process (GO): protein transport
Cellular component (GO): endoplasmic reticulum membrane
Source: RefSeq, a predicted model, not a curated record